Pelodiscus sinensis (Chinese soft-shelled turtle) is the source of this 3974-nucleotide messenger RNA. RefSeq names its product high mobility group 20A (gene HMG20A). NCBI's taxonomy places the organism in Eukaryota, Metazoa, Chordata, Testudines, Trionychidae. The record is from RefSeq and is a predicted model, not a curated record. Gene Ontology annotation, cellular component: nucleus. Gene Ontology annotation, biological process: regulation of gene expression.
AAUAGGAGCGGGGAGAGAGGCUGUGAGGGGGCGGAGAGAUCUGCGAGGGGCAAGAGGAGGGUAAUGCGGCUGUGUGAGAGAGGCUGGAGGAGACUGAGUGGGGUGAGGGGAAUUGCUCCGUAGGGGACCCCCUGGAAAGCCAUCCUGCGGCAGAGCUCAGAUGCCUCUACUGCUGUGAACUGGAAGAGCAUUCAUUAGGUAUGGAGAACCUGAUGGCUGGCUCAUCUCUGCCUCCAUUAUUUGCAGAUGAUGAUGGUUCAAAAGAGAGCAGUGAUAUGGCUACAACUGGGUUAGCCCACUCUGAGGGAUCAUAUGGUGAAGGAGCUUCACAGUCUGUGAACAACCCAGAUUUUGUGGAGGACAUGUCACAAGUUCAGUUGCUGCAAAAUGAGUCUUCUAAUACAGCUGAAAGCAGCGAGCAGAGACUCGAGGAAGAGCAAAGAACUAAACGAGGAGGCUGGUCCAAAGGGAGAAAACGGAAGAAACCCCUUAGAGACAGCAAUGCCCCAAAAUCCCCCCUUACAGGGUAUGUGCGAUUCAUGAAUGAGCGUAGGGAGCAGCUUCGAGCGAAGAUGCCUGAAGUCCCUUUUCCAGAGAUCACCAGGAUGCUAGGCAAUGAGUGGAGUAAGCUGCCUCCUGAGGAGAAACGGCGCUACCUUGAUGAAGCGGAUAGAGAUAAGGAACGUUACAUGAGGGAACUGGAGCAGUACCAGAAGACAGAAGCCUACAAAGUCUUUAGCAGGAAAGCACAGGACAGGCAGAAAGGCAAAUCACACCGGCAAGAUGGAGCACGACAGACUGUCCAUGACCAUGAGAAAGAAGCAGACACAAAGGAGAGAUCUGUUUUUGAUAUCCCCAUCUUCACAGAACAGUUCCUGAAUCACAGCAAAGCACGGGAAGCAGAGCUGCGCCAGCUGCGUAAAUCCAACAUGGAGUUUGAGGAGAGGAAUGCUGCGCUGCAGAAACAUGUGGAGAGUAUGCGCACUGCUGUGGAGAAGCUGGAGGUGGAUGUGAUUCAGGAGCGCAGCCGGAACACAGUGCUGCAGCAGCAUCUGGAGACUUUACGACAAGCACUCACCAGCAGCUUUUCCGGAGUCCCACUACCAGGCAGUGGGGAGACUCCAACAAUGGAUACCAUUGAUUCAUACAUGAACAGACUGCACAGUAUUAUUCUGGCUAACCCACAGGAGAAUGAGAAUCUCAUAGCCACAGUCCGAGAGGUUGUAAGCCGGCUUGAUCGCUAGUGACUUGGGGCUCCUGGGCCAGGAGUGUCUUUAAAAAGUGAUUCAGUCAGUGAGGAAUGAGAAGCCAUGGUGGAAACAGAGUGAUGGUGAGAGGCAGGACUUCAGGAUCAGUCCUGGUCCCUGCCUAUGUAGCUUGCCUAUGAGACAAACUGUUCAAUGAAUUGAAAGCUCCUGUGAAGCCACAGGCACCACCAACUAUACAUUUGAACUGUCCUUCAUGUAAAGCUUUCAAAGCAUGUGACUACCAUGCAGUCAUCAGUUUUCCAUCAUUUCAGUUGGGUGGAGGGAAAUCCAACACACUGUGGACUGGACAACACUGGAAGUGAAUCUACUUCCAGUCUGUGUAGUUGGGGCAGCCUUUAUUUUGUGGUAAUGGAGCUUUGAAAUGUUAUGUUGCUUUCUAUCUCUUCAUAUCCUUUCUGUGGGGGUUCAUUAACCCUUUUGUCCUUUUCCUGUUGGCUGAUGUUUGCUGCGCUGUAUAGCAACAUCUGAAUUCUUUGCUAUGACAGUCAUAGGCUUCUUUACUGCACCAUCCUGCCCUACCUGUUGUGUCUUCAAUUCAAGCUUCUCUUUUUUGUGCUCGGCUCAUCUCGUACAUGAGGAUCCUUCCUGCUGGUAUAGGCUGUACCUGGUGCUUCAGGACUUAGCUGCACUGAAGGAAUUGUUCUCUUUUCCCCCCUCCCACCUACUCUUUCCAAGCAUCUCUGCUGCACGUAUGCAGUGUUCUGCUUCUCAGCAAGGCACUGCUGUUCCUUUCUAUUGAAAAGGUCUGGUGCAGCAUUUUACUGCUGAAAAGGUCAGUAGUAAUCAAGAGAGAAAGUGAAAGGCUGGCUCCUCUCAGCCAGUAGGAAAAGUGCAAAACUUUAUUUUAGAUAAAGUAAAACACGUCUCUUUUCUGUCCCUUGAUAUGUUGCUUUAUCUAAUAUGGUGUAUACUGCAGCCUACUUGAACAAAUAAUAUUAUGUUCCAAGCCGUUUCUCCAGCACAAAGGGAAGCGGACAGGGGAGUUACAUUUCCCUUUGUCCAUCUGCUAAUAAACUGUUUUUAUAAAAGGGGCCUGCAAUGAAGGGUAAUCACAGAGAGCAGCUUUUUAGUAGAGAUGAUCAAAUUGUGGCACAUAAAAUUCUGCAGUGCAACCAAUGGCUACCCUCCUCUUUAUACAAUAGAUGUGGCCUUUCACUCAUGGCUAGUGUGUUUUUGCAUGCUGAAAUCUGUAGUUUCUCUGAGUUGCACCUUACCUCCUUGUCAAAAAUGAAGACAUCUACUGUCUGCACCCUCUUCAGCAAAUUAUUUGCAGCCCUUGGGCUCCUGUCCAAUUAUUAGUUUAGGCUUCUGCUGAGCACUUCUUGAAUACCCUUAGGGUUUAUUAUGAUGGUUCAGCCAUGCUCUCUGGUCCACAUGCCACCUUCCCACUCCUCCUUCAGAAAAUCUUGACACUUUUCCCAUUAUGAACUGGGCAUUCUUUUAUUACCUUGCUGGUUCAAGAAAGAACAGUUUCAUGGAUCUGCAGUGUAAGCAUCUGCCCAAUUUUUUACUUGAAGAUAAAAAAGUACUUCCUUUUUUACUCUUUAGUGCACACUGCACAGAUUUCACACUUGCUUGAAGCCACUUCCAAGUCAAAGCCCUCUAUGACAGGGGCUCACACCUUGCCUUGCAGCUGCUACCUUCACUGCAGCCAAACAGCAAAAAUUUGCUUGUAAACUCAAGUCUUCCUUCAGGGAGGGACUAAUUUUUGUCUUCUCUCUCAGCAUUUUUCAAGACUUCACCCACAAAAGCUGCAACUUGAUGCACUGACUUUCUUUCUCCUUAACGUAGGCAAGACCACCUGAUGUUAAUGUGAACUAGUUAUGAAUUCUGAGAAUGAACAAGGAGUUGGGAGAGAGGACAUCCCGUAGAUAAACAGCAUCUCAUGCACCUGACACCAUUUAGUAAUAGUGUCAAUUGACUGCUGUAUUGAUGUGGGACUAGCCUUAGUGCAGUCCUGAGCCAAAACUGGGUUCCACAGAGUUCUAACAAGUCAGUCAAUGGUAACUCUUAUCUUUAGUACAGAGGUAUGCCCCACUGAGACUCACAUGUGCGAUGUGAGGGCUUGAUCCACUUUGGGUCCAUAUUUAAGGUGUGGAUGGUUGCAAGCUGCUAUGUCAUACACAAAUCAGAUAGAGCCACCAGCUCCUGACACAUUGUCAAAAUCUCUAUGGUGAGCAAAGCAUGCCUGUGCUUGCAUGGGAGAUUGAAGGGGAUAUUUAAUAUUAGCUACAUACUGACAAAUCUUUUUCUUUUCUCCAUUGUAGAAGAAAGAUGGGGUUGCAUGGCAGCUGGGAUGCAGUAGAGGUUGUUUGGGUUAUUGCUCUCCAGCAUUAUUACAGAAGGUGUUUUGUCUCAUUAAGAAACUUCAGAUCUGCACUGAUUUACCCAAUGAAAAAUGAAUUUUGCCUUUUCAGUGUUUUUAUGAGUGUCACUUCAGUUUACAUUUUUUUGUGUGUUGGCUGACAAAAAAAAUUAAGUGGUGAUGUGGGGAGAAGUAGGAUAUAAGACAUUUUCUUCGCUGUGAGAAAUGUUAACCAAAUUAUAUUAAAGUGAACUCCAUUUGCUGGAUUAAUGUGUAUGGAAUUGCUGAAAUGCCAAGUUUUCUGUAUAGGUGUUUUUGUAAUUAAACUUUUAGACUUUCUUUGUUUAAGAAGAUGAUAUGCUUGCUUGACAUUUGCUUCAUUAAAACUGUUCAACAUUGAA